Arachis duranensis is the source of this 625-nucleotide messenger RNA. RefSeq lists its product as uncharacterized. The record is from RefSeq and is a predicted model, not a curated record. The transcript has 4 exons. Bases 116 to 625 code for a protein of 169 amino acids. Lineage: Eukaryota; Viridiplantae; Streptophyta; Magnoliopsida; Fabales; Fabaceae.
AAGAAUCCCUGGGCUGACAAUUUAAACACUAACCCGAACCCUAAUUCACCGAAAACUCCAAGUGGAGGUUCUGCUACUACGUUGCAAUUUGCAAGUUUAAGAAAAGGGAAAUCAGAUGGAUUUGGAUGAUCGUAUCGUGCAAUUGGAGAAAGAGAAACAAGAGACUCUGGAGCAGCACGCCAAACGGCCUUGUGUCAGAGGCAAUACCUCCUCCGAAGAAGAAGAUGAAGAGAAAGUUGUUGAGGAUACGGCUGCCUCUGAUGAAGAAGAAGAGGAGGAAGAGACAGAAGAUGAUACUGAUUCUGAUUCUGAUUCCGAAUAUGUGCCGUUUACGCCUAGACGUUUAAUGACUGAUGAAGAAAUUCGUGAACAUCGGAGGCAGGUUGCUGAAAGCAACGGAUUCGAUGUUGACUGGUUUGAAGGCAUUCUACCUGGUUCAAUUAAGCCCUAUACGUUGACCGAAGCAAACCGCCCUCCAUUGAUAGAUUUUUCCAAGCAAGCUUUGAAAGUCUACAAUGAGAGCAAUAAUACAACUUUUAUAUGUGAUAAGCUUAUCAAAUCAAAUGCUCAAUGUGUUGCUGGCACAAUGUUCUACAUUACUUUUGGGGCGCUGAUGAGCGAAUAA